UGUCCCGCUCCGUCACUAACAAUAAGAAAAAUGUACCAAAUGUCUGGAUUGACCGGUCGCGCUCUUUUGUCUCGUCUCCUUGUUGCGUCCAGUUUUUCGCAGGAAAUAAUCCUCCUUCUUCCUUCUCUCUUUUCCUGUCCUCUUGGGAUACCUUCGUGAUACUUGGCGCUUUGGGCCCUAUCACUACCGAUAAGCCUUCAGUUUGCUUGCAGUAAUCAGCUGGAAUACUCAUCAGGACAUAUACAUUAAUAUCCCGCAAACAUGCUUGACGCAAAUCAUUUUGGUGGUGUUGGAAGUGAGCACGGACCAUCCCCCACCGAUAACUACAAGAGGGCAGUCUAUAGACAACCCCCUACUCGAUUUUCUGUAGAAAUGCUCACGCCAACGAAGCAAGGUGGGAGCUACAGCUUUGGAAUGCGCAUCUGUCCGAUUACUCGCGGUGACCGUUCCUCUAUCUCGUCUGACGGGUCCAACUCCGAGUAUGACAUCUGGCGGCGGUGGGAGGAUUGGCUUUGGUUUCAAGAUAUCGUUGAAGAGCAGUACCGUCUUCAAGCAAGGGCAAAACGUCAACGUCUUCUGGCUGGCAAAGGGGUAAAGAAGGACGGCUUCUAUAAGCAGGACAUGGCGUCCUCUUGGGAGUCUUUACCGCCAGGUCCAGAUCCCCACUCGGUUGCUCAAGAUGUCCAUGAACUAAUACCCAAAUUGACCAAGAAGGGCACCCUCUUUCGGGCCAGCCAGGCCACCAUUGACCAGCGCUUUGCCGAAAUCCAGGCAUUUGCUAAAGCACUUUUCAGAGAUGACGUACCUAUACUGUUGCUAGACCUCAGAAGUGAGCGCAUCGUCACUGAUUUCUUCGGUCUUUGGCGCAGAGAUUAUGAUCUUGCCCAGAAGAUCGAGAAACAAACUCGUUCAAAGUCUCGGUCGCCGAAGACAGAUAGCAUUCUUUCGAACUACUUUUCGAACGCGUCAUUGCCGUCAGUGGAUACGCCUUCUCGGCGGUCUAUGGACAGUGUCUCGAGGAAGUCAUUUACAUCAUCCUCCGUUAACGCUUCCAUCCAGAACUUCAAGUAUGGUGCCUCCAUCAGUAGAACCUCAGUUUCUUCCUUGUCCCCUCCAAUCGUUGUCGAGAGGCGACGGCGGGAAAGCUCAGUAUCAUCGGACUCGUCCUCUACGCUGACGGCCACGUCUUCAAGAAGUUCAGGUGGCUCGUUACAUUCCGUUCCUUCUAUCGCUGAGGAGACGUCUGUAUCGUUUGGUCAUAAUCCUCAAAUCUCAGACCAGGCCUCCCCAUAUCUGGAGGCCUUACCUGAGGAUCGAGAAAUCUCUAGUAAAUCUAAUUAUCGAGGCAACUCUACUGUUUUCUCUCCGGCACACCAGUCAGCCUUGGAGCGAAAAAGUCGUCGCAGUGUGCAGGUCAUUGGGGUUCCAAAGGAUUUCACUCAGGACAUGGAAGCGCUCAAUUUAAAUGAGGAGCAACCAAGAAAUCGUGCUGUCCGAGAAUCAUGGCAAACGAUGAUGUCCGGCGCCUCUAUCAUUGAUGGUAUUGGUUUAACCAUGCCGUUCUCUCCCGAAGACGCGUCCCAAAGAUCAAGAUCAUCCGUCGCCAGCUUUGCUACGUUCAUGACCGAUAGCUCUGCGGACGCGAUCAUUCCUCGGUCCACAAUACCCCGCCCCAUCUCUGGUGCCACCGUCCGAAGGCAUCCAUGCUAUAACCAGCUUUCUUCAGCCCUCUCUGAGGGAGACAUGUGGUUGGAUCCUGAAGGAGAUCUGCUCGACACUUACUUUCGUGAUGCCUUCCAACGUCCUGACUCUCUUAUUUCUCGCAGCUACGGCGGCAGUCGCUCACAUGGUACAAUUGGAUAUCAUUCUUCAGGUGCCAGGUCACUUGAAUCUAUAGAUUUCAUUAUGCCUUCUGAAGCGGACGAUAACUGUGAUAAUACCUCCACACUAGAUGUUCCCAUGACCGCGCGACCCGUACUACCCCCUUCUCCAACAGCGUCCAUGUUCUCCACAGUAACAUCGGCAAGCGCUGCAAGCGCACUCUCAGAUAUGACCACUGAUACCCCGAUAUCACCCACUGCCCCAAUCACUGUUAAAGCAGCUUAUAACGGGUCCAUUGUUAUCUUCCGUGGUACUCGUGACGUCCCUUUCAGCGAUGUUCGAUAUCGUAUACGCGACAAGUUUAUCAGGCAGGAAAAUAUCUGGCUCUCUGAUUUCUUCGCUUUGGCCAUCGUCGUGACUGAUGAGUCCGCCUCGGCUGGUAUUCGUAACCGGUCAAGCUCUCUUUCAUCGAUCUGCGAUAUGGAUAUGAAGCUGAUAUCCACGCCUGAUGAGUGGCGCUGGGUGAUGUCCUAUGUGAAGAGUAGUAAAAUUACGCUUCGAGUGCUUGGGAAUUAUUCAUAACACGUCUUGUAUUUCUUCUACCUUUGACAUUGGCAUUCACCGCUCACUUAUCUUCGUUCACAUAGCACAUUUUCUUUGGUUUCUACAUAGCGUUUCCCCGUUUAUUCGUUCAAUUCUCAUUGGGGACCACCUUCUCGAGUUCACAGAACUCAUUUUUUCCCUUGGCAUGAAUAAGAUCACUCGUCAUUAAUACAGAAGCACAAUAUAUCAAAUCUAAG
Molecule: messenger RNA, 2621 nt
Organism: Guyanagaster necrorhizus
Lineage: Eukaryota; Fungi; Basidiomycota; Agaricomycetes; Agaricales; Physalacriaceae
Exons: 7
Coding region: 262-2403 (713 amino acids)
Molecular function (GO): phosphatidylinositol binding
Source: RefSeq, a predicted model, not a curated record